AUGACCAAAGACACUGUUAUUCUCCCCGAGCCAUUCGCUUCCAUUGCACGGACUCCCCUCCUUCUCGGUCCCUCGCCGAUUCACCCCCUUCCCCGCAUCAGUGCCGAUCUCGCUCGUGACAGCGCCUACCCCCCAGUGACCAUCUACGCCAAACGAGAUGAUCUGAACUCCGCGUACGCAUAUGGAGGCAACAAGACCCGCAAGUUGGAAUAUCUCCUUGCGGAUGCACAAGCCCAAGGAUGUGAUACAUUGGUCUCUAUCGGUGGUGUACAGAGCAACCAUACCCGUCAAGUCGCGGCUGUCGCUGCACGGACAGGUAUGAAGGCCCGCCUGGUACAGGAACACUGGGUUGAAUGGGUGGACAAGGGGUAUGACUCCGUGGGCAACAUCCAGCUAUCUCGUCUUAUGGGUGCAGAUGUGCGAUUGGACCCCUCGGGGUUUGGUAUCGAGCACAAGACCACCGCGCAGACGGUUGUUGAAGAGUGCAAGGCGAAGGGUGAGAAGCCUUAUUACAUACCGGCAGGAGCAUCGGAUCAUCCGCUUGGUGGGUUGGGAUUCGCGCGAUGGGCACUUGAGGUUCGUCAACAGGAACAGGAGCAGGGGGUCUUCUUUGAUACAGUGAUUGUCUGCGCUGUAACGGGUUCGACCUUCGCGGGUAUGAUCGCGGGUUUCAAGCUGCUCGAGCGUCUGCAUCCGACCGACCCCAAGCGCAAGGUGAUCGGCAUUGACGCCUCGGCUACGAUUGAUGCUACGCGAGCCCAGGUCCUUCGGAUCGCUCGUAACACCGCCAGUAAGAUUGGUCUGACUGCGGAUGAUAUCACGGAUGCCGACAUCAUUCUAGAUGACCGGUACCAUGCCGGGAUAUAUGGAAUUCCCGAUCGUCAGACAUGGGAUGCGAUCCAGUAUGCUGCUCGGAUGGAGGCGUUCAUCACUGAUCCCGUCUAUGAGGGCAAGAGUUUUGCCGGCAUGGUCGAUAUGAUUAAGCGUGGUGAGAUUCAAGGAAGCAAUGUGUUGUAUGCACACUUGGGUGGGCAAUUGGCCUUGAAUGCGUAUUCGGAACUUGGCGCGACCAAAGAAUAA
Penicillium verhagenii is the source of this 1080-nucleotide messenger RNA. RefSeq names its product putative 1-aminocyclopropane-1-carboxylate deaminase. NCBI's taxonomy places the organism in Eukaryota, Fungi, Ascomycota, Eurotiomycetes, Eurotiales, Aspergillaceae. Gene Ontology annotation, biological process: amine catabolic process. The coding region runs from base 1 to 1080 and encodes 359 amino acids. The record is from RefSeq and is a predicted model, not a curated record. Gene Ontology annotation, molecular function: D-cysteine desulfhydrase activity; 1-aminocyclopropane-1-carboxylate deaminase activity; pyridoxal phosphate binding. The transcript has a single exon.